GAUAAAGAUAUUGUUGAGAGUAAAAAAAGAGCCAGCAGAUCUCACUGGUAGACCAAGGAGGCCCACUUUUUCGGAUUAUAAAUUAAUAAGAGUGAGAGUAUUCGAUAUGCCUCCCAGCCCCUCCCUCUGUGUAAAAAGGUGGGCGGGGCGUAGUUACACGCUGUGUGUCCACUGCUCGCUGGUUUUAGGAAGAUUAUCGCGGCGGGCUGGUUAGGAGAGGGGACCACACCGUUGCUUGUAGCCGUUGGUCGGCUUCCAGCAGCAGCAUCAAGUGGACGAGGGAACUCCGAUGGCAUGUGGUUCACAGACGGUGUUAACGGUUAAUUUUCACACGGAGAGAAACGGCACAGGGGAGCCAGUGUGAGCCCGAAGAUUAUGUCCGGAGCUGGCUCUGCUGCUGGGGAGAAAAGUUUGGAAGUAGGGAUACGCUAAAAUCAGCGGCGGUAAAAUGGCGGAGCGCAGCGGCUGCGAUGUCCUCAGCAUCCCGGUGCCCAUUCGCCGCGGUGGCUCAGAGUCCAACCUAGACGUGGUUGACGGUGUUGGGCACGAUGGCGUGGGUCUGGAUUUCACCAAAGGAGCGCUGGGAAUUGACAGCCUGCAGCAGAAGAUCCUCAAGGUGACGGAGCAGAUUAAGGUGGAGCAGACGGCUCGGGACCAGAACGUGGCCGAGUACCUGAAGCUUAUGAACAAUGCCGACAAGCAGCAGGUGUCGCGGAUACGGCAGGUGUUUGAAAAGAAGAACCAGAAGUCUGCGCAGACCAUCGGUCGGCUGCAGAGGAAGCUGGAGCAGUACCACCGCCGCAUGAAGGACAGCGAGACCAAUGGGAAGCACAACCAGAAAGACAGCGGCAGCAAGGAGUCCGGGACUCACAGCAAGGAGGGCAGUCUGCGGGACGUCAGCACCACCGGGCGCCACCAGGCACUGGAUAAGGUGAAGACGAUCGGGCCCGGCGUGUCGCUCUCACCUCCAUUUUUCUUCAGUAAACCGCGGGAGUUCGCUAACCUCAUCAGGAACAAGUUUGGCAGCGCUGACAACAUCGCUCACCUGAAAAGCUCUAUGGAAACAGGGUCAGGGCUGCAGGUGGAGGGCGGCGCGAGGGGUCUGAGUGGCAGCGCUACCACAGUAGCCAAGGCGACCAAGUACCAGAGCGACGAUGAGUGUUCCACCGGGACGUCUGCAUCCGCUGACUCCAACGGGAACCCGGCAGGAGGAUCGGGGGCGGGGUCAGGGGGGCCAGGGAGGUCAGACUCCAGCGGGCGCCUAGUGGAGGUGCUGGACAUGGUGCGGGACAUCAGGGAUGCUCAAGCGCAGCUGGCAGAGGACAUGGAGACUCUGAACACACAGUUUAAACGAGACUACAACUACUUCACGCAGGUGAUGCAGGAGGAGCGAUACAGGUAUGAGCGGUUGGAGGACCAGCUGAAUGACCUGACGGAGCUGCACCAGCACGAGACCAGCAAUCUGAAGCAGGAGCUGGCCAGCAUUGAGGAGAAGGUGGCCUACCAGGCCUAUGAGAGGGCCAGGGACAUACAGGAGGUGCUGGAGUCGUGCCAGACUCGCGUGUCGAAGCUUGAGCUCCAGCAGCAGCAGCAGCAGCAAACCAUCCAGCUGGAAAACACGGACGCCAAAGUGCUGCUGGGCAAGUGCAUCAACAUCAUGCUGGCCAUCGUCACCGUCAUCCUGGUGUGCGUGUCCACUGCGGCCAAGUUCACCGCCCCGCUGCUGCGCAGUCGCCUCCACUUGGCGCUCACCUGCGUGGGCGUGUCCCUGCUAGCGCUGCUGUGGAAGAACUGGGAACAUUUGCAGUGCGCUUUGGAACGAUUGCUCCUCCCGCACUGAGACCGGUGUGGGGAGGAAAUCAACAUGUAGCCUUACACGAGCCGAUGAUUCUGGGCUCCACGGUGACUCGGUUUAAGGCUCUGAGCCUCACCAAGAACACGUAAACGGACAUAAAUGCUCAAGAGCUGAACCGGAACUCUCUGAAGGUGCACACAUGAAAACGUGGCUGCUCUGCUGCAGAUCUGCAGGGCCAACAAAAGAUAAAUCGUCUCAGCUGCUUUCAUCUGGUCACCAGGACACUCUGGUGGCACCGGCAUCACACACACACUGAAGUCUAAAUAUAAAUGAGCGGGAUUACAUCAGGGCAUGGAAUAACACGUUAUUUUUUUCCUGUCCUUUAAAGGGAUGUGUUGCUGUUAGAGCACCACCUCCACACAAACUGUCAGUUAUGAGUCCAGUGGACCUGAUUUGAAUGUGCACACCAAGCUCGCUGUGACAAACACAAACACACAUCCACCUGAAGGUUCAUUCGCACCGCGCCUCUCUCUCUCUCGCUGCUGUUCUGUAUUUAUGUGAGGUUUUUUUAAUUUCAGCAUCUUCUUCAAAGCGACAGUUUGAAGUCUGGGAUUGCACAUUGUUUUAAGCUGUUUUCUAUCAGUGUGUAAAUCUGUGUAUUCGUGUGCGUUGUGCACUUACUCGUGUGUUUCUGUACUGUGUUUCUUCAAGGAACAGUUAAACAUUUUGGAAAAUAGGCUCAGGUCUGGAUGGUAGAUGUGCAGCUAGAGCCGGGAGAGAUCAUUAAUGGACGUGCUGUGAAAUAAAUCUGCUGUAAGAAAUUAAAACCUUUAAGCUACAGCUGCAGUGAAAAGUGAUGCCCAAACCUGCUUUUAUCGCCCUCCUUCAUUUUUAUUGCCCAAAUCUGACCUCUCACAGUGACUCACAGUAACUAAAUGAUUAUAAAUUUGAAAAAAUACUCCUAAUUAUGCGUUAAUUUAAUGAAUUAGCUUCAUGAUUCUGCUCACCUCAACUGCUUGAUCUUUUUUUCCCCCUGAUCCAUAAUUAUUAUUGUCUUCUGGUGUAUCUUUGAAUCCUCACAAUAAUCCUUAUUUAUCUCAAAGUCGAUCCUCGAUGCGGCCCCUUGGUCACGGUGCUUCGAGAAGCAGCAGCCGCUGCUCAGGAAACGACUUCAUGCAGUUAUUUCAAAGCCCUUCUUUAAACCUACCAGUCGAGUUUUGUCCAAAAUGAGCUUAAAAUGCUCACAUUCCUGCAAGUUAUGUUUUUAUUGGUGUUUUGGUCCAGAGCUCCGACCCUGCCCAAUCAGCGUUUCCUGCCAGAGCACUGAAUGGAUUUCCUCACAGUUCUUGUUACAAAUGCAGUAAAACAAGAAAAAUUGUUUAAAAUGUGCACACAGCUUCAUCUUUACCAAGAUAAUGAUCAGAUACACCUGUCAUUUACUGGGCAACAAAAUGAUGGCCUCUCUAACUCUUUCCCCAUUAAGAUGACAUUCAACGAUCUCCACAUUUCCUCUAAUGACAAGUUUUGACACAUCUGUAAUCAAUAAAGAGGCUGUUAGACAAUACGUUCCUGUGCAGCCAGAGACCACUUCAUUAACUUCUGAUAGAUACACAGUCAUUUUAGUCUGAAGUAGCCUGAAAUAUGACAGAAACUCCUCAGUUCAGGUAAAAGAAUCAAGAGUUACUCCUAACAGGCAUCCAAGAUGGAAACGGUUAAAGCCGGGGGCGGGACAUAGAGAUAGACAGCGUCUCUGCAUUGCUUCAUUCUGUCUGAAACAAGCCGGUUUACCUCCCUGCUGGUUACCGCCAAGUUUCUUUUACCUGUUUGUCGCACUCCCCUACUGGUCACCACGUCUGAUUUGAUUGAUGUGUUCAAAAACACCAGGGACUGGUUACUUGUCUUAUAGUUGGCCAACAUCUCCGUCCUCUGGCUCUAACUUCACACUGAAUAGACCAAAACAAAAAAACAAAAAAAAAAGUGACUAUUUCCCAAAAUGUCAGGCUGCCUGUUUUGAAGUGAAAGCUGCUUAACUGCCUCAUCUCUUGUUAAUUUGGUGUUUUUGUGGUUAUUUUGUUAUGAUGUUUGUGUUUUCAGGUAACUGUUGCUUCUGAAAGCUUUUUAAAGCCUCUAACAGUGAGAAGGGAAACCUUGUACUAACAUCAGGAGAUAGCUGAGAAGCAGAGCCUGUUUUCUCACACGACACAUGUAGAGAGAACACUGACGCGUGAUGCAGUUUGGUGCACGUGGAGGGAAAUAAGGUGAAAUUAUGCCAAUUUGAAAUUGUUUAAAGUUGACACGUGAUCACAUUAGAUGGCCUUUUCUGGAGAGGUGAUCAGAACAAAUUACAAUGUAUGUGUGUGUGAAGCCUUUGAUGCUGUGCUGCGUUCAUGUCCAGGGGAAAAAAACAUUGCAGCAUUCAGACGCUCUGUUCUGAGAUUUAGAAGAUUUGAGAGGCUGAAGAUUUUUCUCUUUUUACUUGAAAUAAGCGUCUGUUCAAACAUUAAAGCAGCAUGUUUCCCAGCAGCGAUAGCCGCUUUCCCGCACGUGACUUGAAUGCAGCAUCGCAGACUGGACAGAGGGAAGUGAAAAAUGUAGCUCCCCGACCCCAUUUCACUGUGAUGAAGAUGAUGAUGAGGGGGUUAAAAAAUAGGACUGAUGCCUUUUCAGUGCAGCCUGUUUUUUCUUCUUCUGUGUGUCCUUUUUCUGUUUUUCUCUAUUCUAAGAAGAAGAAAAAAGCCAAAUAUGGAGGUUUUUAUGAAACCUAAGCUCAUCUUUGAUGUUUUUUGCAAACUGGUUCAAACACUAUCUCUGUUAGGAGAGACGUGCACCUCCUCUCCAAAGCUCUGAGUUCAUGGUGUGUGUGUGUGUUUUCUUUGUCUUUUUCUUUUCUAAUUUCUGUGCAUUAGUUUCUGGUUAUGGGUUUUCUAUAACUGUAUUAUUAUUAUUAUAUUUUCAGAUGAUAAAAUAAAUCAUUGUUUUUC
This is a messenger RNA of Neolamprologus brichardi, 4776 nucleotides long. It is a transcript of the gene tmcc3, whose product is annotated as transmembrane and coiled-coil domain family 3. The record is from RefSeq and is a predicted model, not a curated record. Gene Ontology annotation, cellular component: endomembrane system. Lineage: Eukaryota; Metazoa; Chordata; Actinopteri; Cichliformes; Cichlidae.